AUGUGUGACGCCUCCAAUUAUGCAGUAGGAUCGGCGCUGGCUCAACGUGAUGGUAAGGACCCUUUUAUUAUUGCCUAUGCAUCUAAGACCUUAGACACUGCUCAGUCAAACUACACUACCGCUGAAAAGGAGCUUCUGGCUAUAGUUUUUGCUCUGGAUAAAUUCCGAGCCUACUUAGUUGAGGUGUCUAACAGAGAGAUAGAGUACAUUUUAGAGAAGAUAGUCAAGCCUCAUAGGAAGGACUGGAGCACACGGCUUGUUGAUACGCUUUGGGCUUUUCGGAUGGCAUACGUACCCAUAGGAAUGAGCCCCUUCCGCUUAGUGUACGGAAAGGCUUGUCACCUCCCAGUGGAGGUGGAACACAAGAUUUUCUGGGUUGUAAGAGAAUGCAACAUGGGAUUUGAGAAGGCUGGCACUGAAAGGAAGCUGCAACUGGCAGAACUAGAGACCCUUCGACUCGAAGCAUAUGACAACUCCAGACUAUACAAAGAAAAGGUGAAGGCUGUGCAUGACAGGCAUAUCAAGAUAAGAGAGUUCAGACCUGAGGAGCUAGUCCUCCUUUACAACUCAAGGCUGUGGCUCAUGCCAGGCAAGUUGAGAUCACGGUGGGAAGGCCCCUACAGGGUAGAAAAGGUAGAGGCAUACGGAGUCUUCCACCUAAGUCAUCCUUCAAGUUCCAAAUUCAUUAAGGUCAAUGGACAUCGCUUAAAGUUGUAUCAUGGUGAGAAGAUGAAGGAAACUAAAGAGCUAGAGGUCUUCCUCUUGGAGGACCCACCAAGAAAAGCAGAUUAA
Molecule: messenger RNA, 792 nt
Organism: Arachis duranensis
Lineage: Eukaryota; Viridiplantae; Streptophyta; Magnoliopsida; Fabales; Fabaceae
Exons: 2
Coding region: 1-792 (263 amino acids)
Molecular function (GO): nucleic acid binding
Source: RefSeq, a predicted model, not a curated record